Culex pipiens pallens (northern house mosquito) is the source of this 2457-nucleotide messenger RNA. RefSeq names its product annulin-like. Lineage: Eukaryota; Metazoa; Arthropoda; Insecta; Diptera; Culicidae. The coding region runs from base 157 to 2409 and encodes 750 amino acids. Gene Ontology annotation, biological process: peptide cross-linking. The transcript has 2 exons. Gene Ontology annotation, molecular function: protein-glutamine gamma-glutamyltransferase activity. The record is from RefSeq and is a predicted model, not a curated record.
CAGCAGUUCAGUAUUAGCGCCCAAAGGAAUAUAAAGUCUUGCGUCGUCGUCUGAUACCGCAUUCUCAGUUUGUCCGUAACGCGACCGGUGCCGGUGUUUUCUGUGUGCCCGCAGAGAUUAAACAAGGAGAGUGUUAAGUACUUCAAAUAUUCGAGAAUGUUUGGCGCUUCGAAUGCAAAUUUGUCCCCGUUGAUGAUGUGGCCGCAGGCAAACGGUCCGGCAGAUCUGGAGGAGGAGGUCCUUGAAGUGCUGAGUGUGGACUCUUGCAUUGGCGAGAAUGGAGAGGCUCAUCGUACGGGGAGGUUCGAAUUGAUGAACCGGUCGGAGAUUGACGAGAGUCCUUCGGUGCUGGUUGUGAGGCGUGGUCAGCCGUUUAAGCUGGUGGUGCACUGUAACAGGUCGUUCGAUGAAGAUCGCGAUGUGAUUUCGUUGAUGCUGGCCGUUGAUCCGAAGGACGAGGAUAAGAUAAGUCACGGGCAUGGCACGGUGGUGUAUCUGCCGGUGGAAUCGCGUUCUGAAAGUGUGGAAGAUGAGCAUGAUUGGAGAGCGACUUUGGAUGCUAUUGAAGAUAACGUGCUAACUGUAAGCGUUACAACCUCAGCUUUGGCGUCGGUAUCGAGGUGGCAGCUUUCUAUCGACACCAAGUUGGUCGAUACGGAGCAGAUCAAGAGCUAUGGAACCUCGGUUCAGUUCUACUUGUUGUUUAAUCCGUGGUGCGAAAGUGAUCCUGUGUACCUGGAGGGCGAAGAUCUUCGUGAAGAAUACGUUCUAAGUGAUACUACUUUGAUUUGGCGGGGAUGUGAACGAAGCUUUCAUCCAACGAUCUGGAAGCUAGGGCAGUUUGAGCGAGACAUCUUGGACUGUAGUCUGCUGCUGCUAUCCAAGGUGGGACGAGUUACGGCAACUUAUCGUGGUAAUCCAGUGCGUGUUGCACGAGCCCUCUCGGCUGCCAUCAACAGUAACGACGAUAAUGGAGCAUUGUUUGGCUUUUGGGGCAAGGACUUUAGCGGUGGAACCGCCCCUACAAAGUGGGUGGGAUCGGUUGACAUUCUCCAGCAGUACUAUCAAACGAAACGCAGCGUAAAGUAUGGCCAGUGCUGGGUAUUCUCCGGUGUACUCGCUACAGUUGCUCGUGCAAUCGGUAUUCCGUGCAGAGUCGUAUCAAACUUUAAUUCUGCGCACGAUUCAGAAGCUUCGCUGACGAUCGAUUACUACUUCGGGGAGGAUAACAAGCAUCUGAAGGAAUUCAGUUCGGACAUGACAUGGAAUUUCCACGUCUGGAACGAGCUGUGGAUGAAACGGUCGGAUCUGGGAUCUGGAUCGGACGAGCUGUACGACGGUUGGCAAGCCGUAGAUGCAACGCCGCAGGAGUUGUCCGACGGAAUGUACAAGUUAGGACCGGCUCCAGUCAAGGCAGUGCGUCGUGGAGAAAUUAACGUGCUGUACGAUUGUGAUUUUGUGUUUGCAGAAGUGAAUGCAGAUGAGAUCUACUGGCGUUAUCAAGGAUCGGGACAUCCGUUGAAACUUAUGAAGAAAGAUCCAGCGCGAAUUGGGCAAUUCAUUAGUACGAAAGCGAUUGGCAAAUUUGAACGCGAAGACAUUACCGGGUCGUACAAGUUUGAAGAGCGAUCGUGUGACGAAAGAAUCAUUAUGAUGAAAGCUCUCAAACAAGCAAGUAACCCAUUUGCAAGAAUUCAUUUGGGUGAGGAAUUCAGCGACAUCGAUAUCAACGUGGAAGUGAGGAAUGACGUAAAGGUCGGUGAACCUUUCACGAUUACCGUGAACAUAAAGAACAACUCCUCAGACACGGGAUAUCCGGUUGAAGGGAUCGUCCACGUGGACACCAUUCUGUACAACGGAACCGGUAGAAAACCUCUAAAGGCGAUGCCGUUCAACCUACAAGUAGACCCCGAUUCAACCGCCUCGGUAGAGCUGAACGUCGAGUUCGAAGAGUACCACAGCGUAGUCCUCGACCAAGCAUACUUCAAAAUCCUCUGCUCGGCCAGCAUCGAAGGAACGACGUACGAGUUCUUCCGCCAGGAUGACUAUCGCGUACGAAGGCCGGACAUCAAAAUCAACCUGGACAACGAACCCGUCAGCAAGGCUCCACUGUACGUGACAGCCACACUUCAAAACCCGAUGCCGAUCCCGCUGACCGGAGGGCAGUUUCGGUUCGAGUGUUCCGGAGUUUGGCAACCGGUGGAAAUUCCGUGCGAUUACAUUGGCGCCGGGGAGGAGACGGUGGUCAAGUUCCGCGUUUGGCCGCAGUUUGACGGAAAGGCGCAGAUUGCGGGGAAGUUCAAUGCGACCGAGUUGAACGAUGUGGACGGGUUCCUGGCGUUCGAGGUGGAUUUGAACAAGGAGGUGAACGCGGGUCGCUCGUUGAAUGAUGGGUUGGUGUUUGCUUAAAUGUUUUAAAGUGUUAUGAAAUAAAGUUUAUUCCAAAUAGUUAUUAAA